AUGGAUGCUGAAGCGUCAGAACUCUCUGGUUGGUACAGGCGGCAGCACCUCGUCCGCCGCGCCGACCUCUUCCUCCGUCGUGUCCACGUCGUCGGUCGCCCCACGACAUCAUCGGCAGAGCCCACGACUUCCUCGAACCCACCCACCUCUACCAGUGAACAACCUUUGACAUCAACUAUCCCUACAUCCUCGGAGGCCCCUACUACUAGCCAGGCCCCUACCACGUCUUCACAAGCCGCUCCUACCAGCGAAUCCGCCACCUCAUCAGAAGCCCCAACCUCGUCUGCCACCUCGCCUGUUGCCGAGAGCACUAGCUCUGCAGCCCCCUCGUCGUCUGCUGCAGGCUCCUCUGCUAGCCAGACAGCUGCUGCUUCAUCUAAAGGUACCUCUUCGGGCUCUUCCGCUGCCUCAUCCGGUGAAUCCUCUGCUUCGGGCACAAAGACAUCGUCUACCAAGUCGUCUAAGACAACGUCCUCUGAGAUUGUCGUCAUCGGUUCUGGAACCGCGGCCACGACCAUCAACCGUUCGACCGUGAGCAAGGCUACCACCAUCACCUCUGCACUGGUUUCCUCGUCGACUCGCCGCUACACAACUACUAUUGUUACAGUCACUGGCGGCAGCACUCUUACCACUGCUGUCCCUACCGAGGAGGUUGUUGCGUCCACCACUGGCUACGCAACUGCAACCAUCUCACCUUCGCUGAACGACAACGGCAGCAGCGGUAGCAGUGGAGGUGGUCUUACUCCUUCUAGCAAGAAGAUCAUCGGAGGCGUUGUUGGAGGUAUUGGCGGUGCCAUUCUGCUCGGUGGUCUUGCUCUCGUUGCCUGGCGCAUGUGGGGACGCCGCCGUGCAAAUGGCCCCAGAAUGGACGACGACGAUUACACUGGUCCUCAGCCACACGAAAGCCUCAUGACUGAGAAGGAUGAGCCUCCGCUAGCCCGCUACCAGGGUGGUGGUGGCCAGAUCAACACGGCAUCCAAUUUCUAA
Aureobasidium uvarum is the source of this 987-nucleotide messenger RNA. Lineage: Eukaryota; Fungi; Ascomycota; Dothideomycetes; Dothideales; Saccotheciaceae. The record is from the annotation of a GenBank genome assembly.